Molecule: messenger RNA, 2721 nt
Organism: Seminavis robusta
Lineage: Eukaryota; Bacillariophyta; Bacillariophyceae; Naviculales; Naviculaceae
Source: the annotation of a GenBank genome assembly
UCGCUGUUGCGAAAGAUCCUCUCGCCUUGGCUCCUCGUUGGUGCGGCGAACUAUCUUUGGUGUGGGUUGGCGGAGGUUGGAUUUGACAGCAACAGGAAACGGUCGCCUCUCUCCCAUUCCUUCCCAAACCAGCAAACCAACGCCGUGGACGAUUUUUCCUGCUGAGGCUGUCCUUUCCUCACCAUGACACCACGAAAAUCCAUUCGAAUUCAAAAUCAGCUUGUAUCGGAUGAAGCUGACGUCGAAGCCGAAACCGCUGCCGCUGUCGAUGACGCUGUCGAUGAUGCUGCCGCUGAAUCUACGCUCUCGUUUUUCGACAGCAGCAAACGCUUCAUUUCCUUCAACAUGUGUGCAGAGGCCCAGGAAUGGCCAGGAUUACCAGCACAUCUGGGAGCUAAAUGGUAUCAAGUCCUCAAUGAUGAUGGUCUGUCGAGAACGACAUUGGACAAGAUGGCCAUGGCUUUUCUGGACACAAGCGAACAAGUGAAAAAGAUAGCAGAAGGCGAAAUUGCGGAUCAUUAUUUGCGGACAUUCAUCCUCUCUGCUUUCCUCAAGGAAGUUCCUCACUUAAUCACCACGAAUUUCUUCGUGAUUGGUACAAAGGGAUUGGGAAAGAUUGCUACAAUAUUCUCUGUUUGCAAUCAGUUGCAGGAAGAGAGCGACGACAACAAACUACGUUGGCUGCGAGAGGUCGUCGGACAACACAAAUGGAAACCACUCGGAUUCAAGUCCGAAAAGCCCAGCAGGAAUGCACUGGUCGGUGAAUGCCUUUCUUUGGGCAUGCGAUGUUUUGAGGCACUCUGUCAUGGCGAAGCAGCCAAAAUGGAUGAAUUGCGACUAAGGCUCAUCAGCCUACUCAAGAAAAUCGCAGAGCAGGCUGACAAAUUGAUGCUGCCACCACAGGCUUGGGAUUAUGCCAAAAUCGAAGGAUGGGGCUAUCGCAAAUUUGGGAGGGGUAAAGGUUUGGCCAUGUCAAUUGAUUUUCUUCAACGCGUUCAAGAAGAUCCAGAAAACCACAUUUUAGGACUGAAUAGGGCUGAUUUCACAGUGUUGAAGGAAGCUAUGCAAAACAAAACAGUCGGUGCUUGGAUGAGAGGAGACACACAAUUGGCUUUAUUUUACCUGACAUGGAUGGAUGAGCCUAUGCUCGCGUUCUUGUGCCGAAUGCUCUGUUCCUCUUUGAAGUCUGUUGCUGACGUCAAGGCCAAGGCCGAGGAAAUGAUGGCAGAUGUGCCCAAGGAAACACAAGACGUGUUCAUAGAAUUUGCAAGGCAUGGAAGCCGUUGCUUAGGCAGCGAGACUCUGGUCCCAGAUUUGCGACUCUCAGGCAUAGAAAAGCCGAAGGAUCGAGAACUAAAACAGGAGCAGCGCGACUUGGAGGAGGUGGACACAGCCCGAAAUCGGCGCGAAACGCAGAAAAAAUGCAUGGACAAUUUCAUUGAAAGUGCUGCCAUGUUGUUGAAACACCUGCUUGUCCCAGAGCACCAGCACCAGCACCAGCAGCGGCAUCAAUCACAAGACGCGACGAAGAGUGCACAGCGACGACAACAGCGUCGGGCAGGAGUGGAGCAAGAGGCACAGCGGCGCCAGGCAGAGGAAGUAGCAGCGAACGUUGAACAGCUGGAAGACAACCCUACAGUCAAUCUCGAUGAUUCAGUUGGAGGGCAACGGGAGCAACAACAGCGACGACAAGGAGCCACAGCUGUGGAAGACGCUGCUGAGAUGGAACGGAAGGAGUUACGGUCACAGCUGGAGGACGCCUGUGCUCGCGAGGAUGAUCUCAAAACCAAGCUCCAAUCUGCGGAAAAUGGACGGAAUGAGGCACUCUCACAGCUUGGGAACGUCCAGCAAGAACUCAAGGCAGCCCGUGCUCAACGUAGUGAGGCGAAUUCGAAGCUGGCUGAUGUUCAAGGACAGAAUCAGUCAGCGGUGGCUGACAAGGAACGAGCGGAAUCACAACUCAAAGAGUCUCAAGAGCAACUCAACACCGUCCUCGCUAGUAGGGAUGCUCUGACGGAAGAGCUCACAAAGAGCAAGGACCGAGAAAAGAGUUUGAAGGCCCAGGUUGAUACUGUUAUCAGAGAACUGGAUACCUUUGAGAGAGCACUGAAUACGGGUGAGAGAGCACUGAAUACGUGUGAGAGAGCGCUACGGGAUAGCCAAGAAACUGGAGAUCGACUCAUGGCAGAGCUCUCCAAUUUGCAGUUUGAAAAUGAACGCCUUGCUCAACGUCUCAUGAAGAUGAGCAAGAUGAACAAGAUGCUGGCAGCCAAGAAAGCCGAAAACCAUCAAAAUGAAUCCACAGAAUUGGAGGUGCAGACAACAAUAACAACACAACAAAUGCCCAUGGUGGCAGCACCUGAUGCAUGCGCAAGCUUUGGGGAACAAUCUCCAGCUAAAGUUUCCGAAGAAGGAGAUCAGAUGACUGGGGAUGGGAUCGCUGGCAUUGAUGAGCCUCGUCAGAAAACCAAACGAGAUGCAACGGAGGGUCGUAGCAAGUCUCAGGGAAAUGGCAAUAUCAACAAUCAACGUUCCAAGAAGCAACGUCUUGAAUCCUCGGUGACCACAGCAUCUCCCUGCACCAACCGUGGCAGUUCUUCCACUGGACAGGUUCGUGUCAAGUGUGAAUCUGUGUCUCCCAGCGCUCCCAACAACCCUCCUGUCAAGAAGAAGUAUGAUCCAGAAGUGCUGGUGACUGCCGUGGUCAAAAAGGAAUGCUAG